CAAAUAUGACGCAGAUGGAGGGAAAAAAAUCUAAAGAGUCAUAAACAGAAUCCGCGCUGAUGAUUCACCGCGGAAAGGAUCGAUCAGAGCGUUAUAUCGUCGUCAAAUAAAACCGCAGCUCGCGGCGCCGGCACGCCAUUCAAUUGUGUAACUUGCGCGCAGUCGGACGUGCGCGUACACUCGCUACUUGUACAGAUCUUAUCACAAGACAUGGCUCGAGGCGAAGGGUUCCGAGUGCUCCUGCACGUGAUAAAUGGUGUCAUGGUGGUACUCGCGCUGGCGCUCGCAGCCGCCUCCAUCUGGUUCUUCUGCCAGGUGUACGAGUUCACCAGCCUGAGGAACAGUAAUCACUACCUCCUCGACUACAAGCUGUACUGGCCCCAGGCCAUACCGUGGAUCUUCCUCAUCGUCAGUGUAAUAGUGUUGAGUGUAACCUCGUGCGGCUUCUCCGGCGCUAAAAAGAGCAGUCGCGGUCUGCUAACAGUUUAUAUAAUCUGCAUGUCUGUUGUUGUGUUAUUGUUGAUAACCGCCGCGGUGCUUUCUCUCGUGUUCGCCGACAACAAGUCCACGGAUGACUUCGUGAAGGACACCGUGUGGGACGUGUACUUCCAGGCGAAGACAGACAACGACGUCGCAGCGUCUUUCGGCAGCAUCGAGCGCAAGCUGCACUGCUGCGGCGCUGACAGCCCCCGCGACUACAAGAAUUGGAAGUCUGAGUUUCCGAUGUCCUGCUGUGACGUCUACUACCACGGUUUCCUGGACCCAUACACUAUUGAGUGCGAGUUCACUAACAAACUGGCCAACGAGAGGUACGGCUGCUCGACGGUGGCCGCGCAGUACGCCAGAAUCGCCAUCAAGGUGAUGUCAGCGGCGGCGAUAUUCAUUGCAAUCAUCUGUCUGAUUGGCAUCGCCAUCGCCGUCGGCCUGUACAAGGCGCUGGAGCAGAGACCUCCGCCGAUGGUCGUGCAGUACGAGUCCGAAAGCAAAAAGGUUCUAUUAAAGUGUGUCAUCGAUAAAGCUCAAAUUCGCGCGAACGUGAGCUCCGAGCGCGGCGCCCGCGCACGCUUUAUAAAACUAGUUGCGUCAGCGGCGCGCUUUUCAUUACGAAGGCUGCUAUCGGAGACGACGGUCGACAACAUGGCUAAGGUCGAGAUGAUCAAGGGUGUGCUGUACAUCCUCAAUAUAGUGUACGCGGUGUUAGGGCUGGUGACCGCCGCCACCGGGAUUUGGUUCUUCGUGCAGCUGCAAGAGUUUGUCACCCUGAGAAACACCAACCACUAUCUGCUGGACUACCGGGUGUACUGGCCGCAAGUGGCGCCAUGGCUCUUCAUCCUGCUCGGCCUCUUCGUGAUGAUGGUCGCACUGUGCGGCUGGUGCGGCGCCAACAAGGAGAGCCGAGGACUGCUAGGAAUUUACGCAAUAUUCCUGAUCCUGAUCGUAGUCGGGCAGGUUAUAGCUGCCACACUCAUCUUCGUGUUUGUCGACGGCGAGGAUACGGACAGGUUCAUAAAGGACACGGUGUACGACGGCUACUACAACUCGCAGUCGAACCCAGAAGUGUUCAAGGCCUUCGGGCGCAUCGAGCGCAAGCUGCGAUGCUGUGGCGCCAACGACGCUCGCGACUACCGCAGCUUUAGGAACGACCUGCCGCUCAGCUGCUGUCAGGACAGCUACUAUCGCGCCACUUGCGACUUCACCGACAAGGAGGCCAACGAAAGGCUCGGCUGCGCCAAGGUCGCCUCGGUGUACACCAAGAUCAUCAGUUCAUCGGUGGCUGGCGCGUCCCUCAUCAUCUCGUUGUUGGAGAUCGUGGGCGUGGUACUCGCCUGGAAGCUUUUCAACUCGGUGCGGGAGGUGGAGCACUACAUCACGGAGCGCAAGGAGGGCGAGACGGAGUGCUAG
Molecule: messenger RNA, 1902 nt
Organism: Papilio xuthus (Asian swallowtail)
Lineage: Eukaryota; Metazoa; Arthropoda; Insecta; Lepidoptera; Papilionidae
Exons: 2
Coding region: 211-1902 (563 amino acids)
Cellular component (GO): plasma membrane
Source: RefSeq, a predicted model, not a curated record